AUGAAGGCCACUCAGAGUCGUCAGAAAUCCUAUGCAGAUAAGAGGAGGAGGCCGCUUGAGUUUGAGGCGGGUGAUCAUGUAUUUCUCCGUGUGACUCCCACAGCAGGCAUUGGGAGAGCUCUUCGAUCGAGGAAGUUGACUCCUCGAUUCAUAGGGCCAUACCAGAUCACGAGGCGAAUCGGACCGGCUGCAUAUGAGGUUGCUUUGCCACCACACAUGGCAAACUUACAUAACGUUUUCCAUGUGUCGCAACUGAGGAAAUACAUAGCAGAUCCUACGCACAUUCUGGAGGAGGAUGAUGUACAAAUACGAGAGGACUUGACCGUUGAUGCCGGAACAGUGAGAAUCUUGGAUUCUCAAGUAAAGCAGCUCAAAGGGAAGGACAUCAGAACGGUGAAGGUGUUAUGGGAUGAGGCAACUCAGAAAAUGACACAGGAGAUGGAAAACGCCAUGAGGCGGUCUUAUCCUCAUUUGUUCUCUGUGACCAAGGGUUUAGGGUUGAACAAUUGGGGUUUUGAUGCCGUGAGUAUUGCCAGUGAUUGA
Vigna unguiculata (cowpea) is the source of this 543-nucleotide messenger RNA. RefSeq lists its product as uncharacterized. The record is from RefSeq and is a predicted model, not a curated record. NCBI's taxonomy places the organism in Eukaryota, Viridiplantae, Streptophyta, Magnoliopsida, Fabales, Fabaceae.